AUGGUGAAGAAGAUCCCGGCGAGAUUCAAUAGGUUCGCGGCGGCGUUCGAUGAUGCCGCCGCCAAGGCGGCUGGGUCAUGGGAGAGCAGCGGAAGCGAGCACUCCGCCGCCGAUUUAUCGGAUCUGGUGAAUUCGUUUCUAGAGAGAGAAAGUAGAGAGGAGAGAGAUAGCGAAGAGCUCGUUGAUAACGGUGAUCAGGAUAAAGACGAAGAUGACGAGAUUGAUUUUGAAUAUCGGGAUCGGUUGAAGGAUUUACUUUACCGUGAAAACGACGCCGUUAAAGGAACCAUUCACGCAGCGGUGGAGAGGGCUUACAGAGAAGUCGACGGCAGCGGCAGCAGCAGUAGCGGUAGCUCGUCGCCGGAUUUUAAACGGCAGUUAAUGGCACGGUUGCGCAGCAGAGGCUUUGACGCUGGACUCUGCAAAUCGAGGUGGGAGAAAAGCGGCCGUUGCCUGGCGGGGGACUACGAGUACAUCGACGUAAUCGCCGGCGGGACCAGGUACAUAGUUCAAGUCCUUUUAGACGGAGAGUUCACAAUUGCCCGCCCAUGCGGCGGCUACGCCUCGUUGUUGGAAAUCCUCCCACCGGUGUUUGUCGGCAAACCGGAAGAGCUGAAGCAGGUGGUGAGGCUAAUGUGCACCGCCGUCAGAAAGUCGAUGACGAUCGCCGGCAUCCACUUGCCGCCGUGGCGCCGCCACGACUACAUCCAGAACAAGUGGUUCGGUUCCUAUAAACGAACGACCAACGAAAUUUCGAGCCGGAAAGCUUUGAAUUAUGGCUGCGGAUCUUCGGAGAACCAAACAUUAAAGGAAAUUUCGUUUAAUCGUAGAGAGGAUUUUGUUGCGAAGAAGAGUGGCGUUGGAAUAAUAAACCAGGCUGCGGCGGUUUUGAAACAGAAGGAAAAUGGUGCUGUAAAUAUGUGUGCCACCAUUGUUGUGCACUAA
This is a messenger RNA of Erythranthe guttata (spotted monkey flower), 945 nucleotides long. NCBI's taxonomy places the organism in Eukaryota, Viridiplantae, Streptophyta, Magnoliopsida, Lamiales, Phrymaceae. The record is from RefSeq and is a predicted model, not a curated record.